This is a messenger RNA of Drosophila innubila, 806 nucleotides long. RefSeq lists its product as uncharacterized. The transcript has 2 exons. NCBI's taxonomy places the organism in Eukaryota, Metazoa, Arthropoda, Insecta, Diptera, Drosophilidae. The coding region runs from base 5 to 571 and encodes 188 amino acids. The record is from RefSeq and is a predicted model, not a curated record.
CAGAAUGUGGGCAAAAAUUAUUUGUACAAUCCUAGUGAUAAAUUCAUAUUCAACUUUCUCUAAAGGAAGUGGUAUUCCUGAACAAGGACAGAAUAAGGAUUCAGACAUUGAAAUUCUUAAAGCGGAUGUUAGAUAUUUGACAGAAAGGUUGGAAAACUAUCAAGAUGUAAUGAUGAAUAUUCAAAACCGUAGAGACAUUAUGAAAAUUGAGAUCAAAACCCUUCGAGAUAAUUUUCAAUCUCUAGAUUCGGAGGUGGAAAAACAGCAGAUGGAAAAGGAGUCGGACAUUAAAAUUCUAAGAGCAGAUCUGGAAAGACUGAAAAACGAUAUAAUUAAUAAGAAUUCAAAUAUUCAAAAACUUGAAGCAGAGCUGAAACAACAGAAGAAACGUGAAGUGGACAAUGAAUCUCUCCGAGCGGAGGUGGAACGGCUGAGAAAGUUGGUGGAUGGACUUGUUAACCCACCUAAUUGUACAGAGGCCAAGUCAAAUGGGAUCAACGAAAUACUCCUUCCUAACUUUAGCAACCAAUCUUUUAAAGUUGCCUACGAUGUGGAAACUCGUGCCACUUAACGGGGAAAUAUAAUGAUAACACUUCUCACAAGGGCGUCAAUUGGUUCCAUUUCCGGGGUCACGAUUACUCACUUAAAACAGCAGUGAUGAUGAUAAGGCCGAGAAAGUGAAUACGUGUCCUCUAAUAUAUCACAAACUGUUUUAAUGAUUUAUUUUAAUGACUUGUAAAAUAAUGUAAUCUAUACUCCAAUAUGCAUAUUGGCUGAUAAUUGAAAUAAAAGUAAUUGACAUUAUC